Opisthorchis viverrini is the source of this 1599-nucleotide messenger RNA. RefSeq lists its product as hypothetical. Bases 43 to 1599 code for a protein of 518 amino acids. Gene Ontology annotation, cellular component: ciliary basal body; axoneme. Gene Ontology annotation, biological process: regulation of cilium beat frequency. The record is from RefSeq and is a predicted model, not a curated record. The transcript has 11 exons. NCBI's taxonomy places the organism in Eukaryota, Metazoa, Platyhelminthes, Trematoda, Opisthorchiida, Opisthorchiidae.
UCUUGCUCGGAAGACGAAUUUGUGGCCGAACGCCAUCGAGUCAUGCAAUCGCGCCUUGAACCUGUGAUGACUGAAGCUCUGGAGGCCCGUGGACGUACACAAGAGCAAAUGGACGACGCAUACCGUCGCAUUGUUUCCGCUGUCCUACUGUUCUCCGGACUCGGAUCCCCAACCAAUGUCGCUGUGGUUCGCGAGACGACUGCCGCUCUGCAAAGCAUCUUUCCUCAAUCGGACAUACUUUCGUUUCUGAAAUGUGGGACAGCGCAGAAACGAAACCAGAUUGAACAAUUCACGGGCAUUGUUACGGGCAUUCGCCUCUUCAACAAAGAAUGUCUGAAAGGUGGAGCUGGUAUAGAUGACAUUCCGCAGUUACUCGUCGAUGGCAUCCCCAAGACACUGGGCACCCUACACGACCAGUUGCUCAAAGCAAGAGAAGUUGCCGCAAGGAAUGCGAGCCUAUUCAUGAAACUGUCUGCACAUGACUCAUCCCCGGGGGCGCUCAGCUCGGCCAAUGCAACCAUUCUAGCAGCCGAACAAUCUGGAGUCACACCGGACUUAUUACGUGCCGUUGUGAUCAAUGCCCGCCAAUACGAGGCCUUUCUGGAGGUCCUCGAAAAGGAACUUAUUGAGAUGACGGCGAACGCGGAUCGGUUGUGCAAUAUCUUUAAAAGUCAAAUGAAGCAACUGCGUGAAUUAGUCUCCGAUCGUUCGGUGAUUCCCAGUAUGGAAGUCUAUCCACGUUUUCUCGAGCUGUCUGCGACUUGGUCGAAAAUGCAGGAUGAAUUGACACUUCUGUCCGUGCUCACUUCCACGUUGGACACGCUGCAAUCGUUCUUCGUCGGCCGACGUAUGAAAUGGACCAAGGAAAAAGAGAUACAUCUGAUCUCUGAUGCUGAAUUCAUGACUGAUGAUAAGGUCAGGCCGCACGGGCCGAUUGCGGAAGAGACACGGGGUUCAUUCACGUGGGUCUACCCGAACUCCGCCAGUAAUGCAACCAAUUUGUUGCCAGAACUUGAGGGCUUUUGUGUGUGGUCCCUGCUGAAACACCAAGGUCUACUGGUCAAAGGGGACAUGUCUCUGGGACUUCUGAUGACUCCUGAUGAGAAACGACUGUAUGCGUUCAGUUCACCCGAAGCGGUGCGCGAUUUCAUGGUCGUCUCGGAUCAACUUUUUAAAGCGCUUCCUACUGUUCUGCGACGCCAUCCUGAAUUGAUCCAGUUCCUCAAACUGGGGCAUAUAUUCACAACGGGAAUUCCCGGAGUGCAGGCGAACCUUCGGAAAAAAGCAACGAGCUCUGUGCAAACUAUCCUCAGUAACUGGCGACGGGAUAAUGCGACACAAGUGUAUUUGCUGAAAAAUUCGUCAACCACAACAAAAGAGGACGGAUACACCCAAGUUCCACGACCUUCUGUAUUCUACCACGGGCUACGCGGGUGUGGUGGAAUCGAUCAGGCCGUGAACGCCGACGCUGCGACUCGAGGAGAGAAGGACUGGUGCACGCUCUACCGACCAACCAACGCGACCACAGUAGAUCUCACAAUCCCCGUGGAGCAACAGCUCCUUGGAAGCCUACAUAAAGGAUGGAUACGAUGGCGGUGA